AUGGCUCCACGACGACACAAUAUCGGUGCUAGUCGCCGCCGAAGAAGAGACGAAGAGGGCGAAGAUGAGGGCUCACUAGAUGGAGAAUUGGAGGACGACUCCCUAAGCGAAGGGUCCAUUAUCAGCCAUCCCGACGAGGAGGAUGCCGAUGGCGAGGGCAGUGAUGAGAGUGAUGACGAGGCGUCUGUGACCCGGGAUGCGGGCAAUACUCACCUUCCCCACCUCAACGGUCGUACGCCCGCAGGAAGCCAGAAGCUCGGGCGCCGCCAUUCUACCUCGCCCGGGAAACGCCACACGGGAACGGUCAUGUCAGAUACAGAAGCGAUGAUGAACGGGAUGAGUCUGUCGGACAAGACGACUGGGGUGGCCGAAAUCCACUUUGAUGAUCUGAAGGGGGAGCUUGGCCAACAGACUGGGAGAACUCCGUCGGCGCCUCCGGCAGAGCCAAAACAAGACAGCCUGACGGAGAGGAGGCGUCGUGACAAUGAGAAGUAUACAAAGGAAAAGGAAGAGAACCCAGCGUUCGUCCCCACCCGAGGAAGCUUCUUCCUUCACGACAAACGUUCGACCGAUAAUGCGGCCAACGGUCACAAACCAUUUGCCAAGUCCAAGUCGAGACCAUACGGUCUCAUCGUGGACGGCAAUGUGCGCAACUCUUUCACUGGUGAAGCAAUCCGAACAUCCACGCUAACAGCUUGCAGGAACCAGGUCAAAUCAGAUGCCAGUGAAAACAAGUGGACGCACGAUCUGCAUGAUACUGUUGCUGGAGAUGAUGCACCCGUCUCGAAAGUGCCUGCGGUGCCUGCGACUGUCCCAACCUAUCCCCCGAAGCCAGUCCCUACAGCUCCUCGAUCAUCCCCGCCCAAUAGGUCGUUCUCGAGUACUACAAUGAUAGGGAACGUACCUGUCGUGGUCUAUUUACCGGGCAUGGCUCAGCCUAUCUCAUACCCUAAUGUUCCAAAGAAGCAACACACCCGUUUACCACAACACCGUCCUCCUCUGCGCCGCGAUAAGCCCGUCCGAAUCUCGCUUCCCGGGCAGCCUGCGCGAUAUAUCUUCCCCGCGACAGAGCGAUCUUUCAUCUUCAUCCCGCGGGCGCUCCGGCCUAAUCAACAGGCCUUCCGUGGGCGUCGGAGCGGAUUCUUCCCAGGACGUCGGCCUAGUAUCUAUGCAGGUUCCACAUACACUCCAAGCGUUAGCAUCAGUAGGAGGUCGUCUUUCGGCAAGGCGCCCUCCCAAGAAGGAUACCACUCGCCGGCCGCCUCGGUCCUCUCCAGGCAGACGAUCGUGGCCACAGACAACGGUAAGCCCGUUGUCCGUUUACCUCCACCUCCAAGACCAACAGCCGGACUACCACCCCCACCACCCGGCCCUCCAUCAGCAGUUCCUCCUCUUCAACCACAGCCUCAACCUCCAGUGUUCCGGGAGAGCCGUCCGGCGCCCAUCCCGAUGCACCAACCUCGUCCCCAAAAGGCCGUCUCUGUUGCCGACAUUGAGACCCCAGCAAGCUUUCCAUUCAAUCCUCCUCAGCCGCAGCAGGAGCAGCCAUUCCAUCAUCAGGUCCCAAUGCCUGGAACUGGGCCCGUCUAUGGCUCAGAUGCGCCCGGCUAUGCUGCUUCGGCUCACUCGUCGGUGACACCCUUAUCCCACAUACCCGAGCGUGCAAUCCAUGCCCAACCCUUCCAGCCAUACGGCUAUCAACAGCCACAAGCAUUCUAUCCCAAUUCUUACCCACCUGGCGCCAUGUACUAUUCUGUCACCGGGACCGAGUUCCCCCCGUACAAUGCAGCAGUGGGGCCCGGCACCUCUGUGCCUCCCUUCCCCCCGGGGCAGCAGGUGCCGUAUAUGGUGCCCGGUGCGCACACGUCGGGUGAGCAACCGGCUCAACCGGGCACAGUGGCACACGAAGCAGGUGGUACGGUGUAUUUCUACGAUGCUAACCAGAUGUAUCAAAACCCCUCCUAUGGGAUGCCGAAUGCGCCCGGGGCCGGCGGUGUCAUGGGCAUGGGCGGCAUGAUGACGCCCCCUGGUACAACGUACUACUAUCCUCAGUCUCAAGGCAGUGUCUACUACGGCUCUCAGUGA
This is a messenger RNA of Aspergillus niger, 2085 nucleotides long. RefSeq lists its product as uncharacterized. Gene Ontology annotation, cellular component: exon-exon junction complex. The record is from RefSeq and is a predicted model, not a curated record. Gene Ontology annotation, molecular function: mRNA binding. Lineage: Eukaryota; Fungi; Ascomycota; Eurotiomycetes; Eurotiales; Aspergillaceae. The transcript has 2 exons. The coding region runs from base 1 to 2085 and encodes 694 amino acids. Gene Ontology annotation, biological process: mRNA processing.